AUGGAACAGAACGUCAACGUUCUCUUGAGACCGGCAGCCGCACAAAGUACCCGUCUCGGCGACCCCGUCGAGGACUUUGCACGGCUUCUUUGCGCGCCAGGAUCGCCGAGGGGGGGAACUUGGUAUUUACUAUUUACAACGGUACACGUUCCAAUCAAGUCCGGCCCUGACAACCCCGUCUUCCUGAUUACCCAGAGUCCCAAUAUCAUGGUCAAGCAGGACGCCAAACUCGUCCCGACGCCACAUCUUAUCCGGGUCCCGGGUGCCGACUACGUUGGCCAACCCCAGGGGCUUGCUUAG
Messenger RNA from Metarhizium album ARSEF 1941, 300 nucleotides. RefSeq lists its product as uncharacterized. The record is from RefSeq and is a predicted model, not a curated record. NCBI's taxonomy places the organism in Eukaryota, Fungi, Ascomycota, Sordariomycetes, Hypocreales, Clavicipitaceae. The transcript has a single exon. Bases 1 to 300 code for a protein of 99 amino acids.